Lottia gigantea (owl limpet) is the source of this 1032-nucleotide messenger RNA. RefSeq lists its product as hypothetical. NCBI's taxonomy places the organism in Eukaryota, Metazoa, Mollusca, Gastropoda, Lottiidae. The record is from RefSeq and is a predicted model, not a curated record. The transcript has 6 exons. Gene Ontology annotation, cellular component: mitochondrial ribosome. The coding region runs from base 18 to 557 and encodes 179 amino acids.
CGGGCUAUAAUGGCAUAAUGUUUCGACUUUUAACAACAACUAAAUCAAAAUUACAAUGUCAGAACAUUGUGAAAAGGUUUAUAAGUGCCACACCAAUAGCAAAUGGAAAGUUUGAACCCACAGAUUUGAAAGAAACUCCAGAUAUACCAGAAUAUGAUCAGAUACAAUUAGUACUGAAAGGAUAUGAUUUUGUUAUAUUAGAGGCUUUCAGUAAAUAUGUCCAUUCUAUUGUUAAAAGGAUGUGCUUAGAGUGCAAACUAAUUCCUUUUCCAACUAAAGAUAUUAGCGUACAAACGUUUAAACCAAAAUCAGCCAAUGUGUUGUCACAGUAUUUCAUCAAAAAAUAUGCACGAUCUUUUCAGUUUGAUAAUUUACCUUCACCUAGCCUACCAAUAUUAUUAGAAAUGAUACAUGUACAUGUUCCUGAGGGUGUAGAUAUAGUAGUUCAAAAGCCAAAUCCUGAUGAAGAACGAAAUCUGUAUAUUCAAUCUCUUACUAAAGAAGACUUAAUGAAACAAAUCUCUGAAAUGGAGGAAGCCAAGAAACGUAAAAAGUGAAAAUGCCUGGAAAGGACUUCAAUAAACCUGAGAGGGACAGUCUGUUUGAUUUUCACAGUUGAGUGAGUUUCAGCCAAUCAAGAAGUUUUUGACUGAAAAAGUUGCAGUAAAACUUGAAAUGACAAAAGUUAAAUUUUUGGAUAUAGUUACACUGGAUUCUAAUCUCUGAAGAGAAAUAUGCCAAUGGUUGAAAUUAACUUUUAAAAACUGUAAUAUCUAAUUUUUAAGGCGAUUUGAUGGAUUUCUUUCAGGAAAUUGUGUGAACUGUCUUGUGUAAGAUUAUUUAUAAUGAAAGUCAUAUUGAUGAAUUUAAAGGACCUGUGCAUCAAGCUACGAACUUCAAAUAUGACUUGAUGCAAAUUGUACAUCAUGUCCAAACCACACCCUUAUUUGUCAUACUUCCUGGAGGGAAAUAUUCUCCAAUCAAAUCACUCGUUAUAGACACUUUGUUCACAAACGUAAACAAACUAAAAGU